CCCCCGUUGCCCUCUUCUGGGACGGAAUAAGGGGAGGAAAUGAUCGAGAUGGCGGCGGAGAAGGAGCCGUUUCUGGUGCCGGCCCCGCCGCCGCCGCUCAAAGAUGAGUCGGGCGGAGGGGGCGGCCCCACGGUGCAAUCGCACCGAGAGGCCGCCUCCGGGGAGCUCUGCGGCGGGACGCAGCGUGGGCCGGGCCCGCGCGCACACUCGGCGGGAGCCCCAGCUUCUGGGGCCGGCAAGGAGAACCCUGGGGCCACAUCCACUCGGGGAGGCCAGUCGCAGCAGCAACGAGGGGGCGGCCCCCAGGCACAGCCGCAUGGGGAGGCCCGCUUGUCGGAUCCCCACGGGCGAGCAGCUCUUCCUGACGUGGGGGAGGAGCGACGGGGAGGGGGCGGAACAGAACUGGGCCCCCCUGCCCCUCCUCGACCCCGUAAUGGCUAUCAGCCCCACCGGCCCCCUGGGGGAGGCGGGGGCAAGAGGAGAAAUAGUUGUAACGUAGGUGGGGGUGGUGGAGGCUUCAAACAUCCGGCCUUCAAGAGGCGCAGGCGGGUUAAUUCGGACUGUGAUUCUGUGUUACCCUCCAACUUUCUCCUGGGGGGCAAUAUCUUUGAUCCACUGAACCUGAAUAGUCUCCUGGAUGAGGAAGUGAGCCGCGCACUCAAUGCAGAGACCCCUAAGUCAUCUCCACUUCCGGCCAAGGGGCGAGAUCCAGUGGAAAUCCUCAUCCCCAAAGAUAUUACUGACCCGCUUAGUCUCAAUACUUGCACUGAUGAGGCCCAGGUAGUUCUUGCAUCGCCACUCAAGACUGGUCGGAAGCGGCAUAGACACCGGGGACAGCACCACCAGCAGCAGCAGGCAACUGGAGGGAAUGAUAGCCACUCUGUGCUCCCCACAGCCCCCCUCACUCCCUCACUCCAUGGGGAGGGCACCACACAGCAGCAGCGGCAUAGGGGCCAGAACCGGGAUGCCCCCCAGCCCUAUGAACUCAACACCGCCAUCAACUGCAGGGAUGAGGUUGUGUCUCCCCUUCCAUCUGCCCUACAGGGUCCCUCAGGCUCCCUUUCAGCCCCUCCAGCUGCCUCAGUUACCUCUGCACCCCCGUCUUCCUCCUCACGACAUCGCAAACGUCGCAGGACUUCCAGCAAGUCAGAGGCAGGGGCUAGGGGUGGAGGCCAGGGUCCCAAGGAAAAGGGCCGAGGGAGUGGGGGAGGCCGCCACCACCACCACCACCACCACCACCAUCAUCACCACCUCCACCCACUACCAGCAGCAGGCUUCAAAAAGCAACAGCUCAAGUUCCAGUAUGGGAAUUAUUGCAAGUACUAUGGUUACCGCAAUCCUUCCUGUGAGGACGGGCGCCUUCGAGUGUUGAAGCCUGAGUGGUUUCGGGGCCGGGACGUCCUAGAUCUGGGCUGCAAUGUGGGCCAUCUGACCCUGAGCAUUGCCUGUAAGUGGGGUCCAUCCCGCAUGGUGGGCCUGGAUAUUGAUUCCCGCCUCAUCCACUCGGCCCGCCAAAACAUCCGACACUACCUGUCUGAGGAGCUGCGUCUGCCAUCUCAGACUUCUGAGGGGGACCCCGGGGCAGAGAGUGAGGAAGGGACCGUAACCGUCCGAAAGAGAAGCUGCUUCCCAGCCUCACUGACAGCCAGCCGGGGUCCCAUUGCUGCACCCCAAGUGCCCUUGGAUGGAGCGGACACAUCAGUUUUCCCCAACAAUGUUGUCUUCGUCACGGGUAACUACGUGCUGGAUCGCGAUGAGCUGGUGGAGGCCCAAGCCCCCGAGUAUGACGUGGUGCUCUGCCUCAGCCUCACCAAAUGGGUGCAUCUGAACUGGGGAGAUGAGGGGCUGAAGCGCAUGUUCCGCCGCAUCUACCGGCAUCUACAUCCUGGGGGCAUCCUGGUCCUAGAGCCCCAACCUUGGUCAUCCUAUGGCAAGAGAAAGACGCUCACGGAAACAAUCUAUAAGAACUACUAUCGGAUCCAGCUGAGGCCGGAGCAGUUCAGUUCGUACCUGACCUCCCCAGAGGUGGGCUUCUCCAGCUAUGAGCUUGUGGCUACACCCCACAACACCUCCAGAGGCUUCCAGCGCUCUGUGUACCUGUUCCACAAGGCCCGUUCCCCCAGCCACUAAGUGGCCCCCUGAACAGAAAGUGUGAAGAAGCCUCCCACUGCUCUUAAGGACCUGGGGGAAAAGGAAAGUAUCCCAGGGUCUUUCCUUUUUGGCUCCAAAAAAAGAGUUUCCUUUCACGGAUCUGCAAAGAAAGCUUUUCCUAUGUUGCUGCCCCAGCCUCCUCCCUACACGUCUGGCCUCCUAAGCAGCAAGCCCAGCUGUGCUGGAGUCACCAACAUCUUCCUCUCUCCCCCAGCUCACUGGGCUGGAUGGCAUGGACUGUUUGCUGACCUCUGUUCUCCUAAGGGUAUGGGAGGUGGGGGGGUAUCAGGUUCUUCGGCCUCUUCCUCCUGUUCUCCAAAGGAGAUUUCCGUUUCUCCUCAGCCCUUGUCCCUAGCUGCAUUUCAGCGGACCACAGAUAGAUGGACUGAGGGUAAAGAGGGGGAUGUCUGGCAGGGAGGCAUGCAGGUACUGUGAAAAUCCUUCCCUCUGCUGACCCCCACUGGGAGGAGGGGUUGGGUUUGGAAUGUAAGAACAGCACAAUAAAUUUGAUGUUUAGGGCAGCAGCCCCCACA
Enhydra lutris kenyoni (northern sea otter) is the source of this 2684-nucleotide messenger RNA. RefSeq names its product methylphosphate capping enzyme. The coding region runs from base 40 to 2130 and encodes 696 amino acids. Lineage: Eukaryota; Metazoa; Chordata; Mammalia; Carnivora; Mustelidae. The transcript has 4 exons. Gene Ontology annotation, biological process: snRNA modification. Gene Ontology annotation, molecular function: snRNA binding; RNA methyltransferase activity; O-methyltransferase activity. The record is from RefSeq and is a predicted model, not a curated record.